This is a messenger RNA of Cryptomeria japonica (Japanese cedar), 837 nucleotides long. Its product is annotated as protein CURLY FLAG LEAF 2. The record is from RefSeq and is a predicted model, not a curated record. Bases 89 to 703 code for a protein of 204 amino acids. NCBI's taxonomy places the organism in Eukaryota, Viridiplantae, Streptophyta, Pinopsida, Cupressales, Cupressaceae. The transcript is spliced from 2 exons.
CACAGCUUGUGUUGUGAAUUUUUCUUUUGUUUAUAAAUACCUUGAUCAAGAUUGUUAUUCAUUCAGACUGGUGAGAAUUUGUUGAAGAAUGGCGGUUGAAAGAUUUAGCAAGAAGCUAAAGGAAUGGGAUGAAGAUAAGAAGAAAGUGGUAAAGCUUAUUCCUGAACAUUUGAAUGAGUGGAGCGAUCCAACAACUCUGAAUCUGCUGGGAACCAGGAUAAUAAAUUCACCAUCUUCUUCGUCUUCAUGUGGGCUAGAAUCAAUUGAAUCAGAGUCAAUAGAAGAUGAUAUGCUGGUUUUGGGUCAAGGCCAAUGCCUUCCCUCUGGUGUGGAUAAGUGUUCAGAUUUCAAGACUGGACCAGUGUAUUACCUGGAUUCAGGAGAAACUGGGCUAAGCUCUGUGACCUUACCAGGGAAGGAAAUCUCGGGAUUCGACUCCACUGAAGAAGAAGAUAAAGGAUUGGAGCUUCAACUGGAUUUGUCCAACUCAAAUGCCCUGAAAUAUAGCAGGAAAAAUAGUACCAACUAUAUUGAUGAUUGCACUGAUGAUAAUAGUGCAUCAGAAAUUCAGUCUGCCAUGAGGCUUGUUGGGUGUCUAGCAUGUUUAACGUAUUACAUGGUAUGUAGGAAAGAGGCCAGCUGUCCAAGGUGUAAAGGUUCCUUCCUGCUAGACUUUCCUGAUGGAGAUUUGUCUUCUCCAUAAAUUAAUACAGAGUAGUGAAUUUUAUUUGGCUUCGGUAGAUUCACUGAAUGUUAUAACGAGUUUGUAGGUAGACAUAGCUUAGUUCCAGAAACAUGGCAACAAUUUUUUGGACCUAUUUUGUGAUGUAAUUUUGA